Python bivittatus (Burmese python) is the source of this 1680-nucleotide messenger RNA. NCBI's taxonomy places the organism in Eukaryota, Metazoa, Chordata, Lepidosauria, Squamata, Pythonidae. The record is from RefSeq and is a predicted model, not a curated record.
CUGAAAGUCUUUCUCCGUUCCUUUCCUUUUAUUCUCCAGAAAACUAGGGAGGGUCCCCUCUGAAACUCUUCCCACACCAUCCCCCCUUCUCUGGCUGAGAUGUCUUUGAUAUGCCAGUUGUCCUGUCUGCAGCUCUCCCUCCUGUCUCUGAAGGUCAUUCCCACAGACCAUUACAGAAGCUCACUGAUAGUCAAUGCAAUUCCCGCAGUAGCAGUAUUAUUACCUGGGGAAACCUAGGUAUGCCCAUAACUUUUUGAGCUGCUAUAUGUUAAACCAGCCAAAGCUUCCAAAUAAUCUUCAAGGGCAGCUCCAGGUAGAGCAAGAUGCAGUAAUCCAGAUGCAAGGUGACAAUGGCAUGAGUGACCAUGAUGAAGACCUCCUGCCCCAGGUAUGGCUGCAAGUUGGCCAUGGAUUCUACUGGGCGGCCGUCCAAGACUGUGGGCCAGCUCUGUCCAGGAGAGUGGAGCCCCAUCCGGAGCUAAGGAUGGACUCACUCUGGAAUUAGCCAGCUUUUGAAUCCACAGCUAUUCCACCUUGGUGAGAUGAAGUCUAACCCUGUUUUCUCCAUCCAGAUGCUAACAAUCUGCAUGGAAGGACCUAAACAGCAUCUCCUGUCCAGGCCAGAAUGGAGAUGUAUAACUGGGUAUCAUCUGCACAUUGCUGAUCCCUUACCCUCUGAGAUGACCUCUCCCAGUGGCUUCAUUUGGAUGGAUUGAGGCUGCUGAUUUGGGAAGGUUCUGUUAUAUAGUUACAUAUCUAAUACUUUCCCAUACUGCUUCAGGUCAAUUGAUCAGGUGCCCUUUUAGAGCCUUUCAUGUUGAAACCAAAACCUUGAACCUGUCUCGUUAGGUUUUGAAUCGUCUUCCCCAUUUGGGUUUUCACUGUGAUUUUAAUUGUGCUAGCUUCUCAGAGGGGAAUUCACUGGCAAAAAGGGGACUAUGAACCCAGUGAAUGACUCCUCUCUGUUCUAACAGGGUCCGGAAUGGCUUCGCGGAAUCGGUUGAGUUUGCCCUUCCUGUCCAGAACAAACCAAGGAACCAAGAGACCUUCAGCUCUGGACUCCAGUUUGGAGAAGACGCUGAAGCAAGGGUGGUUGUCCCCACUGCUGAGCCAGGGAGCAAUAACAUUAUGUGCUCUGGAAUUGUCUGGGUCUUGCAGAAUCAGGUGACCUUUGAAGAUGUGGCCGUCUACUUCUCAGAGGGCCAGGCGGGGCUGCUGGAUCCUGACCAACGAGCCUUGUACAGAGAGGUCAUGCUGGAGAAUUACCGACAUGUGGCCUCGUUGGGGAUAUUCCCCAAGCCGGAACUGGUCUCUAAGUUGGAAAGAAAUGAAGAAUUGUGGGUGCCCACUUCUCUGGACUUGGAUGAAGAGAACUCAGACUACAGUUGCAGUAAGCCAGCAAAGCAGCCUCAUUUUUAAAAAAUUAAAUGCAUUUAAUUCACCUUUGCAGGAAUGGGCUGUAUUCACACUACAAGCUUAGCCAGGUCAGUUACAUGGCAUGGUGAGGUUGCUUAAUGGUAACCUUGGAUAGUUUCUUUCUGAUUUAGCAAAUUGUGCAAAACCAGAGUAUGUGUUUGGUUCAUAAUCCAGAAGUGUGUGUAAAUACAGAAAAUUGCUUUAAAUGUUUUGUGCAAAGCCAGCCAGUGGGUUUUGUCAGAAUUGCUGUGUUUAUAACUUGCC